AUGGCUAUAACACAACAACAACAAGUGCGGCUCAGACCACAUUUGGCUUUAAGACUGCCUGAAAUCGUAAAUCACAUACUGUCCUACCUGGUAGUUCCCUAUCAAUCUGACGACAGCAACAAACCAAAAGCCUAUCAGCACAUCCAUGCUUGUUUAACCGUCAAUGUGCUCUGGCAUGAUUGCGCUACUCGACUGAUCUGGAGGCACAUUACCUUUGAAGAUUCUAAAUCAGAGCUUGAGGCCUUUCUCAAGUUUGCGUCUGCUCUUACCAACCACUCGAAGCCAUCGUUCACACAGCCCAUGGAUCUGUCGGCGAGCUCAUUAGCUGCUGGUCUGGCUAUUGCUGCACCCAAGUCCUCCUCCGUCAUGUCCCUGCUCACAGACAGACGCUUGAACCUACUGAAGCCUACAAAGUCAGACAGCAUGCAACGCUACAUCAACCUCCAAACAAGAGCCAUGGACGAUCUUGACAUGAACCGAGAUCCCCUAUUUCUGAAUUACAACCACAUGCCACAACAGCAGAGAAACACCAGAUCCCAAACAUCAUACCACCGUCAACAGCAGCGGCAAACACAGCAACUGUACCAGUCAGCACUGGCACAUCAGCAUCAGUAUAGAAACGCAGUGCGAUCCAUCACACUAAGAAAGAUCAAGGACAAGUCUAUCAACGAGCCACUGCAGCAGAUAGGCCGGCACACACAUAAACUAGAAAAGCUGGACAUUUAUAUUUGCGAUCAUCUAUCUGACAGCUCCAUCUACACAUUCAUUACACACAACAAUCAGUCAUUGACCUACCUUUCCUUGGCUGGCUGCAACAAGAUCACAGACGAUGCUGUCCUUAGAGUAGCUCAGCACUGUCCCAAGCUAGAACACCUGGAUUUGCGGGCCUGUGGUCUUAUAUCCGACGUAUCCAUUCAAUCCAUUGCUGAGAACUGUCCCAAUCUGCAUCAUUUAAACGUGGGCCGUGUCCGAGAUAGAGAGAAGAUUACUAUGCAAUCCAUCAAUUUGAUAGCACAAAAGACAAAAGUAGCCGUCUUGGGACUUGCUGGCUGCGAUAUGACAGACGAAUGCUUGAUCCUGCUAGCCAAAUGUCGUGGUAAAGGACUGGAGCGCAUCUCUGUAAAUAACUGCCAUCGUAUCACCAACAAAUCUAUACGAGCUUAUGUCGAUUACUGCCCCAAUCUGUCCGUGUUUGAAAUGAAGGAAUGCCACUGGAUUGACGACUGGGCCUCUGUGGCAGAGUUGGUGCAGAGAAAGGUGCUAUUGACAUUAUGUGAUCAGCAGAAUAGAGCUUGUGCUGAUUGGGCUCGUCGAAGUGGGCGAAUCAUGGAGGUGAAAGCGCCAGUGAAAUGA
Molecule: messenger RNA, 1353 nt
Organism: Mucor velutinosus
Lineage: Eukaryota; Fungi; Mucoromycota; Mucoromycetes; Mucorales; Mucoraceae
Exons: 1
Coding region: 1-1353 (450 amino acids)
Cellular component (GO): cytoplasm
Molecular function (GO): protein binding
Source: RefSeq, a predicted model, not a curated record